AUGAGACAAAUAGAUGAUCCAGUGUUGAUGCGAACGCUUUUCUACGCCGAAGAUUGUAUGAGGUACCUCGUCAUUGAUGAAGCAGAUCGAGUCAUGGACUCGGUGGAUAAGAGCUGGAUGUAUCAAGUUGAACUUGCGUUGCGAGGGAACAACGGAGGAGGAGAUCCUGUUUGGGAUACCUUGACAAUUGCCAACUUGGAAAAGCAUCGAGAACUCCGACCGUCUUUUCCUCAGAAAUUAUUAUUUUCUGCAACUUUAUCACAAAACCCCACAAAGUUGGAAGAAAUGGGCUUGUUUUAUCCCCGUUUAUUCACAAGCGUGGGCGCCGAUCAGGGAUUCAUUGGGAAGUACUCGAUUCCAGCCGAGUUGAAAGAAUAUUCCCUCGAAUGCAAUCUCGAAUUCAAACCCCUCGUGGUUUACGCCUUAGUAACCAGAUACUCAUGGAGUCGCGUCAUUUGCUUUGUUGGAGAACGCGAAAGUGGAAGACGUUUAUGUCAAUUGCUAACGAAGCUGGGAAAUGUGCGAGCAGGAGAGCUGUCUUCAUUGUUACCUAAGAAGUCCCGUAGCGCAAUGGUGAAGUGUUUUGCGGAUGGCGAACUGGACGUUUUGGUGACAUCGGAUGUUAUGGCGAGAGGCAUCGACGUGCUUGAUGUAAAAUACGUCAUUUGUUACGACUUUUCCCCGCAUGCGAAAACGUAUGUGCACAGGGUUGGGCGUACUGCUAGAGCUGGUCAGUCUGGCACGGCCUUGUCGCUGCUCUCUGAGCAUGAGGUGGGCAGGUUUGAAUCAGUUACUGCUCAGUUGGAUCGGUGCUCCCCGGUGAAGCCAUUUGAUUUGAACUUGGAAUCAUUAUCUGAUCUAGAAGAUCGGUACAGAGAUGCCUUGCUGUCUUUGAGGAAGGGCGUUCAAGCGGAAGAUACUGCGAAAUUAUCGGCAAAGAAGUCCGCGAAAAGUCGGAUACAAAAGCGUAUGAUGCUGCCAACAUCUUCGAAGAAGAAGAGGAAGAAAACUAAGCCGACCGCGAGAUCCGCAAAAUCCUGAAAUUUUGGGUUUGAAGAUCUUUUUGUCGAACAUUGUGGCAAAAAUGCGAGCAAUCUGUCAAUGGAAUGUGGAAAAAUAAACGGAUAUGUUGCCACUGUGAA
Notodromas monacha is the source of this 1142-nucleotide messenger RNA. Lineage: Eukaryota; Metazoa; Arthropoda; Ostracoda; Podocopida; Cyprididae. The record is from the annotation of a GenBank genome assembly.